Messenger RNA from Pollicipes pollicipes, 286 nucleotides. RefSeq lists its product as uncharacterized. Lineage: Eukaryota; Metazoa; Arthropoda; Thecostraca; Pollicipedomorpha; Pollicipedidae. Gene Ontology annotation, biological process: regulation of synaptic transmission, cholinergic; sleep; positive regulation of voltage-gated potassium channel activity. The record is from RefSeq and is a predicted model, not a curated record.
AUUGGGCGUGAUUCACUGCGUCACACGUUGUAUAUGGGAGCGGCGUACAAAAUGGACAGGUGGCUUGUUACUGCAUUAUUGGUCAUUGUCUGCCUGCAGCCAGGCGCGACGAUCCGGUGUUACCAGUGCUCCACGAGCGAGGAUGGCGAGGGCGAGGACAACUGCGGCGCGUACUCGGGCUUCGACGACACCAGAAACGUCGCCAUCGAGUGCAACAGCGAGGAGGCCAACACGCCCGGCACGUUCUGCGCCAAGAUCGUGACGCAGGGCCCGAUCGGCUUCAUUU